CUAAGGAACGAAGAAAGUUGUUUCAAAAUACUAAAGGAAUUUGGUUUCGAGUGUAUUAAAUAUUUCCUCAAUGGACAAAUCCAAAGGCAAGCAUCGUCAAGAUGCCGAAGAAAAGACCAAUUUAAUUGAUUUCUCAUUUUGCGACCACAAGUCCGCUUUUGAUCAUUUGCUGUUGAGUAAUGAUCAACGUAAUUCCCUUAUUGAAGAUCGCAAUGAUUUUUGGAAAUUCGUUAACAAAUAUGAAGCUAUGCUCAAAAAUAUGGGUCAACCUGUUUUACCACAACCUCUAGAAGACGGGGACGAUUUAGCUGCAGCAACAUCCAAAACUAAUAAAUUGCACUGUAUUCCCAUUAGAUUGAAUGAAGAAGCGAAGAAAAAUAGGCAUUUCUCUGAUCACCACAGAAAAUAUUCUACAGGUGGUGGUGGAGAUGUUACAGCUUUACGUGAAAAGCAACUUCAGGAAAUUAUUCUAAUAUAUUUGGAUUUCAAACAAAAGGAAAGAUUUGCCAAAAUCAAAAAGUUGAGGAAAACACAGCAAAAUCUACCGAUAUUUAAGUACAAAGAUGCUUUGAAGAAAUCUCUGGAUGAAACUAAUGUUCUUAUCAUUGCCGGAGAUACUGGCUGUGGUAAAUCUACACAAGUGCCACAAUAUUUGUAUGAAUUUGGUUAUAAGAGUAUUGCAUGUACUCAGCCGCGUCGCCUGGCUUGUAUCUCCUUGUCCAAACGUGUUGCCCAUGAAAUGCUGGAUGAUUAUGGAUCGACGGUUGGUUUCCAGAUUCGCUUUGAGAAAAACAAAACUCAGCACACAAAUAUUUUGUUUAUUACAGAGGGUUUGCUCCUGCGACAGUUAGCUCUGGAAUGUAACUUGGAACAAUAUGAUGUUUUGAUAUUGGAUGAAAUCCAUGAACGUAAUUUGUAUGGUGACUUCUUGUUGGGCGUUACCAAAUGUUUGCUGCGUGCCAAACCUACGCUUAAAUUGAUACUCAUGUCUGCCACCAUCAAUGUUGAGCUAUUUCACAACUAUUUCAAAGAUGAGGGUGCAAAGUUACUGCAAGUUCCGGGUCGUUUAUAUCCCAUAAAAACGGUUUAUAUGCCGCCACCAUCCUUGGAGUUGCAGGCAAAGACUUCGUCGCGUUCACAAAAAUCAUCUGGCCGAUUGGAUCCCGCACCAUUUGUGCAGGUUUUAAGUUUAAUUGAUGAAAAGUAUUCAACUACUGAGCGUGGCGAUGUAUUGAUAUUUGUAAGUGGUGUCAACGAAAUAACCACUGUAUGUGAUGCGGCCAAGGAAUAUGCCGAACAACAAUCUCAUUGGAUUAUCUUACCAUUACACAGUGGUCUGUCGUUGGCAGAACAAGAUAAAGUAUUUGAUUACGCUCCCGAAGGAAUGCGCAAAUGUAUUGUUUCCACAAAUAUAGCAGAAACUUCUUUAACUGUGGAUGGUAUACGUUUUGUGGUGGAUUCGGGCAAGGUAAAGGAAAUGUCUUAUGAUGCAUCCUGUAAAGGUCAACGCUUAAAAGAAUUUUGGGUAUCAAAAUCUUCAGCGGAACAGCGUAAAGGUCGUGCCGGUCGUACUGGACCAGGGACAUGCUUUCGUUUAUUUAGUGAAAAGCAAUAUGAUGCCUUUGAACCCUAUCCUACACCGGAAAUCUUUCGUGUUCCACUCGAUUCGAUUCUAUUACAAAUGGUAUCGAUGGGUCUGCCAAAUGUGAGACAAUUUCCAUUCAUAGAAUCGCCUGAUGAAGAAAGUAUUGAACAGACAAUAUUGGGAUUAAAGCAACAUAAUGCCUUUACUCCGGACGAAAAGAUAACCGCCUUGGGAAAGUCGCUGACGAAUUUACCCGUAGAAAUAACUAUUGGCAAAAUGUUACUAAUGGGCUGUGUCUUUCCGGAUGUGGAGAAGAUUUUAACUCUUGCCGCUGUCAUGAGCGUACAAAAUCCAUUUACAAAUCGUGCUUAUACCGAUCCAAAAUGUGAGGAAGCCCGUUCUGCUCUCGAAUCAGAUCAAGGUGAUAUAUUUACAUUGUUAAGGGCCUAUCAUGAAUGGCUGUUAAUAAAAUGGGAAAAUCGAGAGAGCACACGCAAAUGGUGCCAUAAAUUGGGUAUCGAGGAACAAAGAUUCUAUGAAAUCACCAAAUUGCGGAAUCAAUUCCAAAAUAUUUUAGAAUCCUGUAAUAUGACAUCGAACACAUCUAAUGAAGAUAAUUUAACCAGCUCGGAAAGAGCAAAACGUCACGGUGAAGUUCGCAUGUUGAAGGCGAUAAAAAGAAAACAGAAAUAUCAGGAGCCAAGAAAGAGAAAAGUACUCAAACACCACACGCGUGAUGGCGAAGAGGAUUUCGAUGAUGCUGAUGAUGAUAUUAGGGAUGUUGAUUUUCGUUUGUAUAAUGAUGCAGCCAAGUUGGAGGUUUUACUCAAAUCAUCCAAAACAGAUAAACUACGUGAUGUCUUGCUGUUAAAAUUGAUAAUUGUGAGUGGAUUUUAUCCACAAAUAGCUGUAUCCGAUGAAUUCAACUACUGCAAGGGGGGGUCACAACAAUUUUUCCAUACCUUCUUGAAACCCUUCAUCUCCAUACAUCCCAAUUCAUAUUUUGCCAAAUGUUUUGAUAUUCUUAAACUAAAUGACAGUGAUAUAUUGGAGAAACCUGCCUACUAUCUUCCGAAGCAGGCAUUAAGUGAAGCCCAUCAGGUGUUGUGCUAUCAAAAUCUCCUGGAAACCGCCAAACCAUAUCUAAUGAAUUGUGUUCGAAUGCCGGCAGCCCAAAGUUUGCUUUUGUUCUCAUACAGCGUUGAAACAAAUGCCUCAAUCACCCGCAUAAUUUGUGAUUCAUGGUUAUGCUUGGAAUUCCCCACACCUGAGGUGGGAUGUGAAUUGCUAUGCAGAGCCAUUAAACUGCGAAGGUUAUGGAAUAAGCUAUUAAUGGAUAAAUUAACUGAUUUAGAAUUGAGUGUGGAUCAUCCGAAAAACACAACGGAUAAUAAACAAUUACAGGAAGAUUUGUGGUAUGAUUUAAUUAAAUUCAUGAGCCUCAAUGUUGCCUAUACCAUCAAACGUUUAUUGCCGGCCGAUCUAAAGAAUUUAUAUAAUCAUCAGCCGCUGGAGGAUAUAAAUAAUUGCAAAAUAAAUCCUUUUGCUAAAGACUAUGAAAUGACACCGAAUACCGAAAAGGGUGGCAUCAAUAUUGCAGAGAAUUACAUUUAUAAUUGCUUACAAGAACAACAAUGGUGUAUAAUUAUGGACAAUGAAUUGAGUCAGCAUACAUGGACUUGCAGCUAUUGUGAUUACGAAAUGGACUUCAAUGUUAUAGAAAAAUUAAUACAUAAACAAACUUGUAAAGAACGUCAUAAAUCGUCGGCAACAAAUGAACGCAAAUCAAGCAACGAACCAGCAACAACAUCCACAAGCGGCAGCAACAGAAAUAAGAUUAAAUAUAACUGUACCAUAUGCUCUAAGGAAUUAUAUCUAAGUCAAAUAGAUAUAUUAAAACAUAAAAAAGUUUGCUCAAACAAAUAAGGUAUCAUCCAUGCAUAAAAUGUUCCCAUAACAUUGAUAAUGCUAUACGAAAUAAA
This is a messenger RNA of Musca domestica (house fly), 3567 nucleotides long. Its product is annotated as probable ATP-dependent RNA helicase DHX34. The transcript is spliced from 14 exons. The record is from RefSeq and is a predicted model, not a curated record. Gene Ontology annotation, biological process: nuclear-transcribed mRNA catabolic process, nonsense-mediated decay. NCBI's taxonomy places the organism in Eukaryota, Metazoa, Arthropoda, Insecta, Diptera, Muscidae. Bases 71 to 3511 code for a protein of 1146 amino acids. Gene Ontology annotation, cellular component: intracellular anatomical structure. Gene Ontology annotation, molecular function: ATP binding; RNA binding.